GCGCAAAACUGCCGGGUUGUCCCCGCUUCCCUUACAGGACGAAGAAGUCUUCAACUUUCCCACGACCACCAGGCGCGCCCUGGCCUGCUUGGCAGAGAACCCGCGGCGCAGAGUUUAGUGGUAGAGUCUGAGACUCCUAAACAGCAGCCCCCAAAAGAAGAGGAGGUAGCUGCUGAAACAGGUACACAGGAAUCUUUUGUGGAGAAAGCACCUGAGGGGGAUAAUCAAUCAAAGAAGAAACUGAAAGCAUCCAAUGGUGAUACACCCACCCGAGAGGACCAGAGUAAGAACAAAGAAUGCAGUUCUGAAAACCGUGGCCUGUCACGCCUAUUUUCAUCAUUCCUCAAGAGGCCCAAAUCUCAGGUAUCAGAGGAAGAAGGCAACGAGGCAGGAACAAAAGAACUUGGUGAAGAAGGCCAGAAAGAGACUGAUAUAGAAGCUGAUCUCAAUGAAGAGAUUCUGCUGAAAGCCCCAAUAGCAGCUCCUGAACCUGAACUUAGGACUGAUCCAUCUUUAGAUCUUCACUCACUCAGCAGUGCAGAAACUCAGCCUGCUCAAGAGGAUAGGAGAGAAGAUCAGGAUCAAGAUCCAGAGAACAGAGAUCUUGGAAUUAAGGAAGAAAGAGAGCAGGUGGAGUGCUCCAAUACAGGUGAAAAAAAAGAAAACAUCAAGGGGAAGGUGGAAAAAGAAUUAAAGAGUGCCCAAAAAACAGUAAGAAGACUUCGAAAUAGCAUGCACUGCAAGAUUACUUUACUGGAUGAUACAAUUUUUGAGUGUUCUGUGGAUAAACAUGCCAAAGGACAAGAUCUUCUUAAGAAAGUAUGUGAUCACCUUAACCUUUUGGAAGAAGACUAUUUUGGACUGGCCAUAUGGGAAACCCCAACAUCUAAGACAUGGUUGGAUGCUGCCAAAGAGAUUAAAAAACAGGUCCAUGGAGGCCCAUGGAUUUUCACUUUCAAUGUCAAAUUUUAUCCUCCAGACCCAGCACAAUUAACAGAGGAUAUAACAAGGUAUUAUUUGUGUCUCCAGCUAAGAAAAGAUAUUAUUACUGGGCGGCUUCCUUGCUCUUUUGCCACAUUAGCUUUGCUGGGUUCCUACACAAUCCAAUCUGAAUUAGGAGACUAUGACACAGAUCUACAUGGUGCAGAUUAUGUCAGUGAAUUUAAGCUGGCCCCCAACCAGACAAAAGAACUAGAAGACAAGGUCACAGAAUUACAUAAAACAUACAGAUCUAUGAGUCCAGCUCAAGCUGAUAUGGAAUUUCUUGAGAAUGCUAAAAAGCUGUCUAUGUAUGGAGUUGAUCUUCAUCAAGCCAAGGAUUUGGAAGGUGUGGACAUCACUCUAGGAGUCUGUUCCAGUGGUCUUCUUGUGUAUAAAGAUAAAUUGAGAAUCAACCGUUUUCCUUGGCCCAAAGUGUUGAAGAUUUCUUACAAACGCAGCAGCUUUUUUAUCAAGAUCCGGCCUGGCGAGCAUGAACAAUAUGAAAGUACUAUUGGAUUCAAACUUCCUAGUUAUCGGGCAGCUAAGAAAUUAUGGAAAGUCUGUGUUGAGCAUCAUGCAUUUUUCAGACUAACAUCAACUGAAGCACUUCCCAAGAGCAGAUUCUUGGUGCUGGGUUCUAAGUUUCGCUACAGUGGUCGGACACAAGCUCAGACCAGGCAAGCUAGCGCCCUGAUAGAUAGACCUGCACCACAGUUUGAACGGACAGCAAGUAAACGUGCUUCUAGAAGCCUUGAUGGUGCUAAACGUGGCUCUCAAAAAAUUCAGUUCAAACCCGUAGAGGAGGAGAAGCAGGAGGAUGUGGUGUUGGUUGGGGUUCCGGAAUCAGAACCUGUGGAACAAUUUCAGGAGAAGCCAGCUAUACAUGUUCUUGACAUAAGCACAAUAAAAGAAGAGGAGAAAGAAGAAAAAUCAGUUGUACAGGAUCUAGAGCCAAAAUCGCUAUUACUUGAAACAAUUCAGGAAGAGUCAGCAGUAGCAGUGGUUACACCUGAUAGAAGCCCACGGCCUACGUCAGCACCAGCUAUUGCUCAGAGCCAUGUUACUGAGCCAGCUCUACCAGCUGCAUCUGACAGCAAGGAACCAGCAGUUCUUAAAACUGAAAAGGAAACAGUAAAAAAAGAAGUAAAACUUGAAGGAGCUCUUCAAGAUAAAGUCAAAACAGAACCAGCUGAAGGAUUCCAGGUGGGAAAAACGCAUAUCAAAAUGCCAAUACCCAGCACAAAUGGCGACCAAAAUCAGCAGCGUGCAGAAAAAGAGGAAGACCCGAUAAGAAUGAGGAAGAAAAGAUCAAAGAGACUAGAUGGUGAAAACAUUUAUAUAAGACAUAGCAAUUUAAUGUUGGAGGAUCUAGAUAAAACUCAAGAAGAAAUAAAGAAGCAUCAUGCUAACAUCAGUGAGCUGAAGAAAAACUUCAUGGAAUCUGUUCCUGAGCCCCGGCCAAGCGAAUGGGACAAGCGCCUCUCUACUCAUUCUCCUUUCAGAACACUUAACAUCAAUGGACAGAUUCCCACAGGAGUAGAAGGAGUCAAGAAAACCACAUUUCAGCCCUGUGAGACACAGGCCAGUGGGCCAGAGAAUGUACGUGACUGUCCCUUCAAAGAGGAUGCAGAUGAAAUGACAGAGGGGAAAAGUAUUAUCUCUCACUUUGAAUGGGAGGUCCCAAAGCAUUCAGUAGGCUUUAGUGAGAGCCAAAUGUCAACCACACUGGAGCCUACACAGAUUCUUGAAUCAGACUCUUUUUCAAUAAACAGCAAGGAGCAGAAAGAGGAGGGUGCCACUGCUCCUCUUGAGAGCAAGGAAGAUCUAAGGUGUGAAAAGGGAUUUUACUCAAAUAUGGAAAAGGAAGCUGAGGAUUCAAAACAGGCUGAGGUGGAAAUACCGGUAAUCUCUGUUUCACCUCCAUUGUACCUCCAUGAGCAAGAGGAGGAAGCCUGUGGUGUUGAAGAAAAAAAAAUAACCUGCAAGCCACUUAGAAAGCUAAAUGGAGAAUUUUGCAAUCCAAAUGUUGAUAAUGAAUUUCCUGCUCUCAUUCGCUGUUUCCAGCCCCCCCUGGUGAAAACUCAGACAGUGACCAUCUCUGAUGUGUUUAAUACUGUGAAAAGUGAAAUUCCAACUAAAGAAGUUCCAAUUGUCCACACAGAGACCAAGACUAUAACAUAUGAAGCUGCACAGACUGAUGAUGGCAGUGGGGAUUUAGAUCCAGGAGUUCUCCUAACUGCUCAGACUAUCACUUCAGAGACCAGCAGCAGCACUACAACCACACAGAUAACAAAGACUGUAAAAGGUGGAAUUUCAGAAACACGAAUUGAAAAACGAAUUGUCAUCACAGGAGAUACAGACAUUGAUCAUGAUCAAGUUCUUGUUCAGGCCAUCAAAGAAGCUAAAGAGCAACAUCCAGAUAUGUCUGUGACCAAGGUAGUUGUUCAUCAGGAGACUGAGAUUGCAGAAUAAAUAACAAGAACAGCUGUAUCUAGUUUAUAUCAGGUGAUGCCUGCUUCAUUCUCUGAAGACCACCCAAGAUAUACCAGCAGAACUACAAAGAAACUUUGGAACACCAUGACCUCAAACUUGCCAGAUUUACUCUCAGUCACACAUUCUAUCAUUUAUUGUUAGGAAGUUGUGCUUUUUUGAUGUUUACUUGAGAUUCUCUUUAAUAUUCUAGGUCCCUUUUCAUUGUCUUUAAUAUUGUGGCUGACAGUUUGCCAUAUUUUACAUGUACUGAUGUGCUUUUUAAAAAUCAUUUCAUUUUUUUUUCUUGCAUUUCCUUUUCCUAUGCCGUUUUCUGAAUCUCUAUUAUGAUGUCAAAAGACUACAGAGGGCUUAUCAAAAAAUGUUGCCUUUAAGUGUGAUGCUGUUCACCUUUCUGUUCCUCAAGAAGCUUGCAUUCUCUCCUACCUUUUGAAUAAGUUACUGUGUGGCAUCUCAGUGACUUAAAAGUAGCCCCUGUUGUCAGAAAAAUCACUGUGUGCAAAACUUUAAUUUGACUUGGUUGAUCUAUAAUAUGUCCAGCGUAUCCUAACCACAGCCAACUUUGCCUGUGGAUUUCCUUCGCUUUUAUGGAUAUGUCCGUCUUUAGAUGCUUGAACAUAUCCGGAGGUUGUGGUGUUUAUAUAAGUGUAAUUCAGUAGUUGCCUAGGUUCACGGACAAUGGAAGUUGCUUUUUAUACUGUGAAUCGUAGAGCCUUUAAACAAACUGUGAUAAGGCAUUCAACUUUCCCCUGCUCUUUUCUCCCUCCACCUUUGUUUUGCUUUACAGCCCUUGGUGAGUGUUCCUUGUCAAUCCUAUCUGCUGUUUAGCCUCAUUAAACUAUGAGUUUAAGAGUGAUGGACUCUGAACACAGUUAGGUUAGGCUGUGAUUUAUCAUGGUUUGUUUGUUUUUUCCUCCACAGUCAUUUGUAAAUUUGGGUGGAAGGUUUUGUUUUUGGUUCAUUUGGUUUUUGUGCUGAGGGGGCAAGAGGCAAAUAGAAAUUUAAAAUCAUACUUGUAAAGGAAAGCUAAUCUUAGAGGACUGGCAAUGUAUCUGUAUAAGGGGUAUAAUUCCUAUUCAUUCAUUAAAGGCAGUCUGGCAUUCCUUUCAUGCAGAUAGUAUCAAAGGCAGUCAGAAUAGGGUCUUGUUUCCUUAAUUAAAAGUCAUUUGGAGAGUGAACGUAUUAAUUUCCAUCAGAUAAUGCUUUUUGCAAGACAGCAUUCUGUCGUUCUUCUUGGGGGCAAUCCACAGUGCACUGCUGUUGUGUCUCCCUCGUUUCCUUUGGAUUGUUUAGAAUUCCUUAUGAAAGAACUUUCCCUCACCUAAAAAAAAAAGAAAAGAACGGAGGUCAUUGCACUUUGUAAAUUACAUCAUUAGCUUUUUCACCAUUACACUAGAGUGGAAGAGCAGAACCUGGCAUUGGCUGCUGUCCUCAGCACCUUAAUACGACGUGUAAUAUCAUCAGAGAAAGCUAUAUACCACCUAAAGAAUAUGGUCAGAGAAAGAGCGACAAGCUAUUUGUGAAUGGGUGAGUGGGAAUUUUUAAAAGAUACUGGUUUUACAUUACUUUCAAAAGAUAGGUAGGAGGUCUUUUUCAAAAUACUUCACUUUUCUAAGUGUUGUUGUAACCUGCAUGUCCAGUGAUUGAGCUCCAAUUUGGACUUCCUGUAUCUUUCAAAAAUAGACCAUUAUUUAGUUGGAUAAUUCUUCUUUUCUGAAAUACAUGAAGGCUCUGUAAAGAUACAGACAGCAAGAAACAGAUCUACCUUUUCUUAGAAGAACUUGAGUUCCGUAAAUAAAAGCUUUCAUUUACUAUUUGCCAUAAUGCUACACUGUCAAAUUGCAUGUUCCCUCUCACGUUUGAGUGCAUUUUGAUUAAGGAGUCAAUAUAAAUAUUUUAGGAUUGAAAGAUAUAAAGGUAGUGGUGUGUGAAACAUUUUGAAUCCAAAACAUCCCAUUUUGAGCUUGAAAUUAUUUUACUUUCAAAGUGAAGUUUGUAACAUUUUGGAAGUGUUUUGAGAUGGAGUGCUGUUUGAUCAGCUUUGCUUUAAUGUGCUCUGGACAUUACAUCAUGUUUCCAGUGAUUGCUGAUUGGUGCCAGAGGGAAGCUCAUCUGGAAACAGAUUUUCCCCCCUAAGAGAAUAAAUCUAGGAUUGAGUUAUAAUAGUAUUAAUGAAAGUAAUUGUGAAACAGUAGAGUAAGUAAGCUUCCUAACAAUAUUACACUGAACUUUAAGAAUAAACUCUGAGCACUUAAUGUAUUUAUUACAAAGCUAUUUAUUGUGGAUGACAGUUGAUUGGUACACUUUCACUAGUGCAGAAUCUUAAUAUUUCUGCUGCUUUUACUGCUGUGUUAUCUAAAGCAUAAAGCAAGUUUUGAAAGAAUUCCAUUAGUUAUUAUGGAAUUCUAUUCCAUAUGUUUUCUAAGGACAUGUCUUGCCCUUUCACCAGCUGUGAGCGUGAUGUUUGUACGCUAUGGAUAGCUAUCCGUUGAUGUUUUGUUCUUUUUAGCUGACAUACACAUUUUUGCAUGGAAUGUGAAUCCCUCAUUAAAAGAUACUUACCUUUACAUAAUGAGGGGCAUGCAUUUCAGAUUGUCCCUUUUCCUGGCCCUCUUUCCAUCUAGUGAUCUUCCGUUUUAAGAGUUUUUCUACCCCCCUCACCUUUUGGCCUCCACGUUCAUUCAUGCACCAGACCUAAUUUCAUCAAUUCAUCAUUUUUGUGCUGUGCAGCAAAUGACCCUGACUUUCCUUUUCAUGAUUUUUAGCUUAUUUACUAAAAGUGUGUAAUGAAAUCUGUGAUGAGUGGUUGCAUUAGACUGUCAGUCCAAGGUGGGAUGGUGUAUAUACAUUGUAUGAUUUCUUGCUUUUUUCUACAAUAACCAGAAGCAAAACAAUGUAUAUUUAGCAAUUUGUUGAAAUAUUUAGGAUUAUGUUUUCCUACAUAUUACUUAGGAAUAUGUUAGCUUGAAGAAAUACGCAAAAUCACAGGAUACACGUGAGUGGAAAACAUGAAAAACUAUUCUAGAAAACAAAAGGAUAAAGAUUGCAGCUGGGCAACAAGACAACCAUAUCCCUGAAAGAAAGGAAACUAAGGGUCAUUCAAAUUUACCAUUUUCUUUCUGUUUUUCUAGAUUCAUUAGCGAGGCAUUUUGAACUCAGGAGUUUAAUAAAAGUCCUGCUUUCCUAAUCUCUACUGUCCUACUCAUGGCCAAGCAUAAGAUCCCCACCCUCCUUUGAGUAUGCCUGGAGACAAAAGCCUUAUAGAGCAAGAGAAACUUCACAUUUUUGCAGAUCAAGUUGAUUUGCAUGAUAUAUGUAAAUUAUGCUUUUUUCAUGUUACAUUAUUCUGCUUCUGCAUAUUGUAAGGAAACAUAAAAAGCUUCACAAUAGGCAUGUAUACAUACCUUCCUCUGACUGGCAGUCUAAUUCUGCCACUCCUGCCAGCUUUUAUUACCUAUUGUCCAUAAACUAUAGAACUAAACUUCACUGCAGUAAAGGCUGAAAGUGUUUAAGCAUCCUCUUAAACUUCCUAGGAAUGUGAAUUCUGGGGCUGCUGCCACAUAGCGAUGGUUUUCUUCUGUGAGAUUCCUUUGUGCGUACAGCUUGAAUCUGCUUUCCUCGCUGCAAGGGGGACUUCUGCUUAUCGUCUGAGCUUAUAAAUUGUCACUCCUCCCGGCAGUCUUUGUAACUGGACAAGAGUUGUUGGUUUGUCUCCUCCUGGCUGCAGUUACAUCCCACAAGUGAGCAAUACUUUAUUUUGCAAAGCCAUGCAUGCUGGAGAAAUAAAAAAGGAGCUAGUAAAUCCUUUCGAGAUGUAUUUGCCAAGCUGAUUUAACUUUCCAUAGCAGGCGCAAUGAAAACAAUUUAUUUUUAGGGAACCAGAAGUGUGUCCUGAACCGUCUGCCAUUGACAGUAGGGAUUUUCAUGUUUUGAGAAGGAAGAGCAUGAAUAGGCUGCUUGUACUCAUAAUCUCAGAGCUGCCACCGUCACCUUACCAAGCCACAGAAUAAACCUGGCUUCUAGCAUUCUCAUUUUCUGGGGACCAGCACUGCCAUUACUGGAGCAGUAAAUAAAAUACAGUCUACUUAUUUAUAAUGACGACAUGACUCUGCUCCCAGUUAUUUCCUUCCCCAUUUAUGAGAUGACCUAGAAACUAUCUUAACCGUAUAGUAAAUGGAAGCUAUUUAUCUAUGAAUGUGUGUACAGAAGGAAGAGCAGCAAUAUCCAAAUUGGUCAGAUCAGAAGGAAACACAAUAGAUUUUCACUUGCCAACAAUUAAAGUACAAAUUAAUUUUGGGGAUUCAAGAGGGUGGUGAGAGUUCAUAAACUGUGAUUUUUCCAUUUUCAUAUAAGGGGCAGUUUUUAAAAAAAAUGUAUUCUAAUUAGAGGGGGUGGUUCUCUUUUUUACACAUUAAAUCACACUGUUUCACUGCCGAUAUGAAGGAGCUUUGUAAAUUUUUUUAAGACAAUUGUAUAGAAUAGUUCGUUCUUUUUAAAAAUAGGAACGGAAUAAACAAUUAGCAAAACUUUAUAGUUUAUGUAGCUGUUAUUUUGGACUUUUGUAGUUGAAGAAAAUUAGAUGUAGCAUUUAGAUAUGUGUUCAAUCUUGUAUUGCAUUUUUCAAUAAAUUUUCAGGUAAAAAUUG
Messenger RNA from Candoia aspera, 8116 nucleotides. RefSeq names its product erythrocyte membrane protein band 4.1 (gene EPB41). Bases 733 to 3453 code for a protein of 906 amino acids. The transcript has 25 exons. The record is from RefSeq and is a predicted model, not a curated record. Gene Ontology annotation, biological process: cortical actin cytoskeleton organization. Gene Ontology annotation, molecular function: actin binding; structural molecule activity. NCBI's taxonomy places the organism in Eukaryota, Metazoa, Chordata, Lepidosauria, Squamata, Candoiidae. Gene Ontology annotation, cellular component: plasma membrane; cytoskeleton.